AUGCUCAGACUUUUCACCAGACGUUUGCUUAGUUCAUCACUGAUUGCCAGAAAUGCUGCACCUAAGCCUGCUGCUGCCGCUGCUCCUUUGAAUAUCUCCAGUGUUCCAGAAGGCACUCCAUUGAAUCUCCACAUAAAGAAGUCUGGUAAAGAACCCCUUGCCAAGAAGGAUGAAGAAUACCCAUCUUGGUUGUGGGAGCUACUUGAUGAAAAGAAACAGGUGGAUAACUUGAAAAAUGAUCCAAUUAAGCUCAAGAGAAAAGAAAUGAGAAAGUCGAAUAUAAAGAAGAUCAGAUACAAUAACUUCUUGACCCAGUUGUGA
This is a messenger RNA of Saccharomycopsis crataegensis, 321 nucleotides long. RefSeq names its product mitochondrial 54S ribosomal protein mL54 MRPL37 (gene MRPL37). Gene Ontology annotation, cellular component: mitochondrial large ribosomal subunit. Gene Ontology annotation, molecular function: structural constituent of ribosome. The coding region runs from base 1 to 321 and encodes 106 amino acids. The record is from RefSeq and is a predicted model, not a curated record. NCBI's taxonomy places the organism in Eukaryota, Fungi, Ascomycota, Saccharomycetes, Ascoideales, Saccharomycopsidaceae. The transcript has a single exon.